AUGAAUUUUUCAGAUUUGAUUCCUUUUUCAGGCCACGCAGAAUUUUCUCCUAAUUCAGAGUACUUCGCAGCAAUUAAAGGCUUGACUGUUACAGUUUAUUCGACUCAGCAGCUAAAUGUAAUCGCAACUUGGCGUGUUCUUGAUGAAUUAAGCAAGCUCGAAUGGGGUCGUGAUUCAAAAAUCCUCAUGUGUGCUCAAAAUAAAAGGUGUGUAGUUCAGAUAUUUAACCUUCAAGACUUAUCUUGGAAUAGUAAAAUAAGCCUUGGCAUUGCAGGAUUAUCUGGAGCAUGGAUUGCUCCAAGUUCUCGAGAAAUUAUUACAAUAACAGAAUUCCAGGAAAGACUUAACAUCUGGUCUUUAAUUGAUAAAUCUGUAUCUCAUCUCCUCAACCCAAAGUAUGGAAACAAAGGACUAUCUUUCUCAAGUGACGGAAGAUUUAUGGCUUUAGCUGAAAGAAUAGAAGGAAAAGACUAUCUUGGGAUUUAUUAUACACAAAACUGGGAAUCUGCAAGCCACUUUCAAUUAGAUACUUUUGAUGUUGCAGACAUCAAAUGAAACACUGAUGAUACUGUAAUUAUCUGCUGGGACAGCUCAGUUGAAUAUAAGCUGCUAAUCUAUUCUCCAGACGGUGAAAUUUUACAUUGCUUUUCUCCUUAUCAAAAUGCGUUAGGCAUCCAUUCGGUUGUCCUCAGUCCUGGAGGCACUUAUAUGGGAGUUGCCUCUUAUGAUGAUAAAGUCAGAGUAAUUCAUCAUGUUACGUGGACAAGGCUAGGAGAAUUUAAUCAUGCCAGUAAUUUAAAGGAGGGAAAAGAUUUUUAUGUUUAUAAUGAAGAAGAGUAUGUAGAUCAAAGCGGAAGAGUCUCAGCUCAUUAUGGAUUUUUAGAGUUGCCAACUAAGUUAGGCACAACUGAUGAGAGAGGGGUGAGCUUGUGCAAAUGGAACCAUAAUUCGACGUUUUUGGCAACCAAGUCGUUAUCAGUGCCUAACGCUGUAUGGAUCUGGGAUAAUAUAUCUUGCUCGUUGAAAUCUGUGAUAAUUCAUAGAUAAACGAAAUAUGGCAUCACUUGAAUAUUCUGCUCUCCUGAACAGAAAUUCUCCCUUUGGCUAAUUUGAUUAUGAAAUUUGACUUCACUCAGUGAAUUCAUCCGGUAAUAACGGUGAACAUGCCCAAGGGUAUAUGGUUUGAACAUCCAUCCCCUAGGAACAGAGAAUUCGGGAAGUGUCCAUCAACCCCACGAGUGAGACUGGAACCUUUAGAUGCCCAACGGACACAAGUUGAUUGCCCGAGAGCCGAAUAACGGCCGUCGAAAUUCAAACGCCCGAAGCCGAAGGAAUAUUCAGAUCAAGGCCAAUUAGUGGAUGACGCUUGAUUGGUGGGGAACACGAAACCCAUCUAGGUGAUGCGGUAGUGGACAUUAAACGAAGGUAUAUCCGUAUUAAUUUAUACAUGUAUAUGAUAAUUCAUAGACAUUCUGUAAAAGAUGUAGAAUGGUCACCAAAGAAUCAGCUGCUGGCGUUUACGGCUGGGUCGAAAAUGAUUUACUUAUGGUCAGAUGAUGGAGCUUCUGUAUGCGAUAUGCCUUUUGGUAAAUUCUAAAUAGAUGAAAGUGAGUUUAGGGCUCAAUCUUUAAAGUGGAGUCCAGAUGGCCAAUGUUUGAUGGUAGCCGAUGAUGGGAAUAAUGUAGUGGUCGCUUAUCCACAGUUUGAGGAAUUAGAAGGAAGGCAGGCUUAA
Molecule: messenger RNA, 1732 nt
Organism: Blepharisma stoltei
Lineage: Eukaryota; Ciliophora; Heterotrichea; Heterotrichida; Blepharismidae
Source: the annotation of a GenBank genome assembly